Molecule: messenger RNA, 997 nt
Organism: Portunus trituberculatus (swimming crab)
Lineage: Eukaryota; Metazoa; Arthropoda; Malacostraca; Decapoda; Portunidae
Exons: 2
Coding region: 1-714 (237 amino acids)
Source: RefSeq, a predicted model, not a curated record
AUGAGCGUGGUCUGCACCAUGACAGCGGCCAGGGUGGUAGUGGUGGUGGUGGUGUUGGCGGGGUGCUGGGGUACUGCUGAGCGUCUUGAGGGUGGUGCGAGCGUUGCCUGGACACCCAAAGGUAACAAUGAGAGAUGCUGCGUUCAGGGUUGCGUCUGUGGCUCGCUAGAUUACAACCGCCUCUCAGAACAGUCUCACCGAUUACAACCUGUUGUACACAAGAGUAAAACCUCCCCAGUAACUAACACGUUCCCUGUCUGUAAAGGAAUCAUCAGUUUUAACGACACUAGAUCUUCCAAGGCUUAUCCAUUCAAGAUGCAAACACGGAGGCGAAAACCUCGAGGUACCCGCAUUGUGUUGAGAGAAGGACCCACUUCACUACACGAUGGGCAAGCUCAAGUCACUCAGAGAUCGAAAACUUUUGUCAACAAGUACCAACCGAUUGAGAUUUUUAAUGACAACAGGUUGACGUCUCCGAUAUAUUCAAGUUUACUCAUUGAAAAGGGAGUAGCGUUUAGUGUUUUCUUCUGGGUGUAUCUCUCUGCCUUCCUGUACGCUGCGUGUUACUUGGUGUCUUCCUUUAUCGCUCCAUUCUCGAUCCUCGGUUUUGUAAUGAAGGUCCUGUUAGUUAAUUAUUUCUCAAUCAUUAUAAACUUAGAGGUGUUCCGUGUCGCUGACUACAUCAUGGCCUGUGCGCUUCAUUAUUUUGCCUGAAAGUGGACAGUGGAUUAAAGAGAGCUGUGUCAUAAUGGGUGUUGUGUUAAAUAUUAGACUUAGCUUUGCAGUAUUGUUGACACCGUGGACCACUUGCUUUGUACACCACAACACCACAACACUAUGCUGUCGAUGUUAUGAGGAAAAUACGUAUUCUCCGUUUAUUAUGCUAUAGCAGUGAGAAUUUGAAUUUCGACAUAUAACCUCACUUUUCAACCUUUACACUUUAUUGUCUAUUGUAUUCGUGCUAUUAACAACUUUCAAGACUUCUAUUUCUAAUAAA